CAACACUAACCUUUGUUGUGGCGAGUGCGAUUGGCGUUUCUACAACUCUUAGGGAAAAGCCAUGCCUGAACCUUCCAAAUCUGCUCCGGCUCCCAAGAAGGGCUCCAAAAAAGCCAUUACUAAGGCGCAGAAGAAGGACGGCAAAAAACGCAAACGCAGCCGCAAGGAGAGUUAUUCCAUCUACGUGUACAAGGUGCUGAAGCAGGUGCACCCCGACACCGGCAUCUCGUCCAAGGCCAUGGGCAUCAUGAACUCGUUCGUCAACGACAUCUUCGAGCGCAUCGCGGGCGAGGCGUCCCGCCUGGCGCACUACAACAAGCGCUCGACCAUCACGUCCAGGGAGAUCCAGACGGCCGUGCGCCUGCUGCUGCCCGGGGAGCUGGCCAAGCACGCCGUGUCCGAGGGCACCAAGGCCGUCACCAAGUACACCAGCUCCAAGUAAGCGGCUUGUGAUUCAACCCCAAAGGCUCUUUUCAGAGCCACCCACUUUAUCAAUAAAGACCUGUAACCACCAUUUC
Molecule: messenger RNA, 518 nt
Organism: Mustela erminea (ermine)
Lineage: Eukaryota; Metazoa; Chordata; Mammalia; Carnivora; Mustelidae
Product: histone H2B type 1-B
Exons: 1
Coding region: 62-442 (126 amino acids)
Cellular component (GO): nucleosome
Molecular function (GO): protein heterodimerization activity; structural constituent of chromatin; DNA binding
Source: RefSeq, a predicted model, not a curated record